Molecule: messenger RNA, 2535 nt
Organism: Betta splendens (Siamese fighting fish)
Lineage: Eukaryota; Metazoa; Chordata; Actinopteri; Anabantiformes; Osphronemidae
Gene: stk16
Product: serine/threonine kinase 16
Exons: 8
Coding region: 197-1114 (305 amino acids)
Biological process (GO): protein phosphorylation
Cellular component (GO): Golgi apparatus; cytoplasm
Molecular function (GO): ATP binding; protein serine/threonine kinase activity
Source: RefSeq, a predicted model, not a curated record
UGCACUGUAGUAUGCAAGCUGCCAUAAAAAAAAAGAGGAAGAAGAGGGGUUGGGGCAUAUGUCGGUAAUACAACUUUAAAGAUGAAUGCCGCCGUAAAAACACCGAAGAAGAAGACCUACGGCAGCAAGCUAACUUGGUAAACAGAAAGCUCUGGUAAAAGCGCACGGCUUGCUUUUAAACAAUGUUCCAUUCAAGAUGGGGCAGACCUUGUGUAUUUGUUCCCGUGGCACCAUCACCCUUGAUAACAAAAAAUAUUACUUUAUCCAGAAACUUGAUGAAGGUGGGUUCAGUUAUGUUGACCUGGUAGAGGGAGUAAAAGAUGGGCAUUUCUAUGCUCUGAAGAGAAUCCUGUGCCAUGACCGUGAAGGCCGCCAGGAAGCUCAGACAGAGGUGGAGAUGCACCAGAUGUUUAAUCAUCCCAACAUCUUGAGCCUUGUUGCGCACACCUUUGUUGAUCGUGGAGGCAAGACUGAAGCCUGGUUACUUCUGCCUUAUAUCAGAAAAGGCAGUUUGUGGGCUGUUCUGGAGAAGCUGCGAGACAAAGGAAGCUCAAUGCCCGAAAAGCAGGUUUUAAAGAUAUUUCUCGGCAUCUGCUCUGGACUCAAGGCUAUUCAUGAUAAAGGAUAUGCACACAGAGACUUGAAGCCCACAAAUGUUCUUCUAGAUGAGGAUGACAGACCAGUUCUGAUGGACCUGGGCUCUAUGAACCGUGCUAAAAUUGAGGUUAGAGGCUCUAGAGAAGCUAUGACUGUACAGGACUGGGCAGCCCAGCGAUGCACCAUUUCCUACAGAGCGCCUGAACUCUUCAAUAUAGAGAGCCACUGCAUUAUAGAUGAGCGCACUGACAUCUGGUCUCUAGGUUGUGUGCUUUACUCCAUGAUGAUGUUGGAGGGGCCAUAUGACCUGGUAUUUCAAAAGGGGGACAGUGUUGCGCUGGCUGUUCAGAAUCCUGUGGCUAUCCCACAGUCUUGCAGUUACUCAGACGGCCUGAAAAUGCUGCUGAGCUCCAUAAUGGUGUCAAAUCCCCAGGAGAGACCCCACAUCAACUGGGUUUUUGACCAGGUACAGGACCUGCUAAGUCGUAGCCCCAACACCCAAACCAACAUGGUCUGAUCGCAUUGUGCACUCAAUAUGGCCUGAGGAAGACCUUCAUGCACAGAAAAUAGCACCUCUUAUUUUAAAUUUAAAAAUAUUUCUUAUAUUUAUUGACUUUGAAAUCUAGGUACUUGAAAAUCAGACUUUCACUCAACUCAGAAAUCUUGGCAACAGUAUGAGCUUCUAAUCUGAAUGCUCUGACCAGGCCUGUGGAUCACAGUGGGCUUUUGUGUUUCCUGCAGAUUUGCCAAAUUAAUCUAAAGAAUAUACAGUAAGGCCAUAAUUGUGAUUAAACCAUGUGUUAUCAUACGUUUGACAAGGGUCACAUGUUAGAUUUAUUGAAAAGUUGACUCUGCCAUUUGUAAAGGGACAUUGUGGAAAAUAUGUAUAUGCUUUAUGUUGCAUGAUAAGAUUGAUACUGUUUUCUUGACUGUCUAAUUAGACACUAGAGGCAGUGGUCUGUUAAUGUUGUUUAGCUUAGCUUAAUGACUAGAGACAGAAAACAUCUCCAGGAAUUUAAGCUGAGCUAACCACCACCUAUAGCCUUGUAAAAUAAGCGUAUUUCUAGCAUAUAAAGUAAAAGCUUUGAGACUUGAGACCAAUAGACAAAGCUGCCUGAGCUGAGUACAUACCAUAAAACAUUCCUGUCAAGAAGACGUUUAGUCAGAAUCCUUUUGUUUUUUUUCUUGAUUCCUUAUGUAUCAUCUUGUACUAUACUGUAAUCAUCACUACAUAAUUUAAACUUAAGAAAAAUUAACUUAAGCAGUGUUCCUAACCUGCAAUGCUUUGUUUAAACACAAAGGUGCCCCACCAUUACAGAUCCCUGCUCCAUACAUUAAUGUGGGGCCUGAACAUUUCUUUUAUUGAAGUUGACAAAGUAUAACUGGGCUCUUUAUUAAACAGCAGACAUAAUAACUGCUAACACACAACAAAAGCAAACGUCAGUGUUUGCUUCUGCAGUUUAACCUUUUUAUCUUUUUUGUGUUACUUAUUGGCCAUUCCAGCUAUGCCUGUUUUAACGUCUGGGUUUCCUGACGUGUGUGAAUUUAAACUCACACUUUGGUUUUCUCAGGUUUCACCUGGACGUUAAAGGGUCUGGUAGUUUUUACUAGUAGACCUAAAUGGUCCCUUUAAAACUGUUAUUAAAUGAAAGUGAAAUGUAUUUGUGACUCUGCAAUCUUGUGAUAAUGGACCAUAUUAAAAAUGACCUGAACAGGUAACACAACCUGUGGGAAUGGUAAGAAAUGACUAUAGAGUUUAGAGUGGAAGUUUGUCUUUCUGUCACAUUACUGGAUUAAAGUACGGCUGUUUUUAAUUGUUCUGGUUGUUUACAGAUAACAGCGUUUUCUUUGAUUAUUAUUGGUUAUUUGGUUAUUAUUUAACAUUUCUAUAUUAUAUUUAACACAAUUCUGAAGAAAAUAAAUACGCAAUAAAAAGAA